Molecule: messenger RNA, 2487 nt
Organism: Nothobranchius furzeri (turquoise killifish)
Lineage: Eukaryota; Metazoa; Chordata; Actinopteri; Cyprinodontiformes; Nothobranchiidae
Source: RefSeq, a predicted model, not a curated record
GACAAACACUGUCAGCAUUUAGACUCAGGGUAAAAACAAGGUCUAGAGUGUGUCCCUUGGUGUGUAUGGGGCCAGAAACAUGCUGGGUAAAGCUGAAGCAGUCGAUAAGGCUGGAGAAAUUCAUGGCAAAGUGAUCAGAGGCAUCGUCAACAUGAAUGUUAAAAUCACCAACAAUCACCAGUCUGGACAGCUUCACAGUGGAGGAUAGAAAGUCACUAAACUCCUGAAGGAAAGAACUGUUUGGACCAGGUGGUUGAUAAACUACAGCACAGUAGAACGGGUCCUUACGCCCGACUUUAAUCAGCUGCAGUUCAAAGGAAGCAAAGUGACCAGAGGUUGUAGAGCUACAUGGAAGAUGGUCUCUGAAAACAACAGCUAGGCCUCCACCACGACCAGAACCCCGAGGCUGGCUAAGAAAAGAAUAACCACUCGGGCAAAGUUCAAUCAGAGCAGAAUAAUCAGAUGUUUGCUGCCAAACUUCAGUCAGAAACAGAAAAUCCAGGUUUUAAGAGAGAAUUAGAUCAUUGAGCAGGAAGGACUUAUUGUUAACAAAGCGGGUAUUUAAUAGAGCCAUUCUGAGUGAGGAGGAAUCAGAAACUACAGAAACAGCUGGAGUUAGUGGACAUAAAUUAGCAGGGUUAGAUCCACGGUGUUUAUAAAUACCACUUAUGGAGGGAACAGGAGGGGAAACCAGUGAAGAAUGAGGAUAAACAGACCUUAAAAAACUUGGACAGAGAGACCGCGCCGCAACGUGGCCGGGUGGGAAUGCAGAAGUGGCGCUCAGGUCAUCAAACAAAGGACACGAAGCUAGAAGAUCACGCCGAUGUUUACCAGAUAAACCAUGCUUUAAGAGAAGUGUUAUUCCCACCUGGAUUCCUGCUCGUUUACCUCUUUUGCUCCGACGUUUUCCUGGGACUGGAUAAACAUUGCUGGAGGUGUCCUGGUAGGAAUCAUCGUUUAGUUCCGGGCCAGCGUGCCGCUCAGGUAAACAAACAGGGAGGUACAUCCUUGGUGCAUCUUGGACGAUCGUGAACGAACGGAAGGACAAACGAGUCUGGCGAUCAUAGGAGAUGGUGGCAGGGACACUACCAAAGAGGAUCGCAGACAGAAGCAAGGUGGAAAAGAGGAGGUUAGUGGGUAAAAUUUUGAGAAAGUGGCCGGUGCACAGGUGUUAUCUUGUUACCGACCUCACCAGAGAUGAGAUAACAUGGCCAACAGCUAACAGCUUGACAACCGGCUCUAAUGACAGAACAAGGGUACAUCAGGUAACAUCACGCAACAACAUCAGGUAGGACAUGGUGUCGUUACUUGAAGUUGUUACUUGGACAAUAUUUAGACUGGAGCCAUGUGCAAACCUGUGUAUGAGCUGUAUGUUUGGGACGUCAAAUGACUGCAGUGCAAAAAAUAAAAAUAAUCAUCUAUGAAUUACAGCUCUUUGUGCUUUGCAUUUUGUUGAGGGUGUUCAUGCAAAAUAUAUUUGUUUUUCUGUCAUUUACAGGGCAUGCAUAGUGUAUAAAGAGCUUCCCAUCAUGCAGAUCACACAAACAACCUGCUGGUCUUGAUUUUUGCAUCAUUUCAUCUCCAUUGAGUUUGUUGAUCUGGACCAGAAAUACUGAAUGUGCUGCUGAAGAGAUGUCUUCCAACUCUUCAUUCUUCAACAACUCCUUUCUCGGGCAACAAUUUCCCACCUUCAGCUGCUUUUCAACCAGUCUGUUUGUGUACAUAGUCGGCACGUUCUGUGUCACCAAAAUCCUCCUCCUCCUUCCUCUCUGCAUCUUCAUCCUCUGCUUUGGCGUCCAACAACUGCAGCUAAAGACCUCAACAAUGAGCCACUGUGACAGCUUCACCUACCACCUAGCCAGCAUGGAGAUGAUCGGAACUCUCGGCUGGAUUGUCAGUUUUUGUGGAAGCUGCAUGAAAAAUCGUGCAAUAUUCAAGUUAGCCUCAGCUUUCUUUCCGAACCCUUGGUAUGGACAAAUAUUCUUUCACACUUUGACCUGCAUGGAGCGCUACCUGGCUGUCAUUCACCCCAUCACCUAUGUGACCCUAAAAAAUGACAAAUGGAUCAGAAUCAGAAACCGCACCAAUGGUUGCAUCUGGCUGCUUUGUAUUUUUGCAAAUGCAUUUGUGUCGAUGACUAACAUCAUUUAUUUAGAGACUUCCUUGCUAACGUCAUCCACAAUAAUUGUCUUCUACUGCAGCCUGGCGGUUCUCUGGGUUCUGACUCGUCCAGGUCCAGGAGAACUGGGAAACGGCAGAAAGAGGGUUGAACAAUCAAAACUAAGGGCUUUCUACAUCAUUAUUGUCUUUUUGAUGAUACUGAUGCUGAAAUUAUCUUUUGGUCUGAUAGCUGCUGGUUUAGAAGUGAUGAGCAAGAUGGAUGUCUGCACAAUUACAGAAUUGACCGUCUGGUUCAGUCUACCUAGCAGCCUAGUUUUACCUCUGCUGUUCCUAAAAAAACGGAAAUAUUUGGUGUGUUGCAAGUAA